AUGGCAGAGGAUCAGAACACCACAGACGAUGCCUACCGCAUCCAAAAGAAGCCGCUCUUGGCAGCGGUCGGGCACGGGGCCGCGGUCUUUGCGAUCCAGAACCUCGUGUCCGGGCCCUUCAACUUCGUCCGUGGUGCCAAAGCAUACGUCAUGCCGCCCGAGAACCGACCUGCGCUCGUUAAGACGUACGAGUGCAGACCCCAUCUUCCAGUCAGGCAAGCCGAAAUCUUCUUCCCCAAGGACUAUGACAAAACGUCCAAGGACCAGCUACCCGUUCUCUUCACCAUACACGGAGGCGGUUUCGUGCUCGGGACCCCCAACGACAACGACGACUGGAAUCAGACGUACGCCUCGCAGCACCACUCUGUCGUAAUCGGCCUCAACUACAGCAAAGCUCCCGCUAAUCCAUUUCCCAAGCCGAUCUACGACUGCGAGGCUCUCUUUCUUGCCGCGCUUAAUGACGAGUCGCUUCCAUUAGACCGGACCAGGGUUGCUCUCCUCGGCUGGUCUGCAGGUGGCAAUUUGGCCCUCGCAGCCUCGCAGCUCGAGAGCGUCAGAAAACACCUGACUUGUAUCGUUCCAGUAUACCCCGCGGUCGACCUUUCCACCGAGUCAGUGGAAAAGGCUCCGUCCCGCCAAUACAAGCCCGAGCUGGGCGGCUACCGCGCAAGAGAUCGUGAUUUUCUGCUCGACAUCGCUCCGACCUUUGACUGGGCCUACAAAGUCCCGGGGGGGAGCAGCCGCGAUCCCCUCCUGAGCCCUCUCUUUGCUUCCAAGGACGCGCUGCCGAAGCGCGUAUUCCUCAUCGCCUGUGAGCUCGACCUGCUCGCCCACGAGGACCAGAGGCUCAUCCACAAGCUUGCGGGCCGUCCUCCCCCGCCGACGACCGUCGGAAAGCGGGAGACUGCCGGAAAGGGGGAGCUCAUUUUGGACGACGAGAGGUUCCACUUCGAGGUGUCGAACGCCGACGGGAGUGCAUACCGGUGGCUAUUGGUACCCGACACCGUCCACGGCUUCGACCAGAAACUGGACGUACUUGUUCGUGAACCCGGAUUCGUUGAGGACGCCAAAAUCAAGACGCAAAAGACUAUUAAGAUCAUUGGUGAAUGGGUGCUGCAAGCUCCCCCAAUCAGCGCGGCCUAGAUAGUGCUUUGCUGUUCAACCGUCUGUGGAGAUUGCAUGGCACACCAUGCGAUAGCGGUGUGGUCACAACGGUCUGACUUUUUGUAAAGAUGCUUGCCUAGAGACGGUUUUUUUUUCCUCCUGUAAUUGGGCAUUUUUCGCCAAUCUCUCUCCUUCUUUUACAAUAUUGUUUGCUUCCUUGUAUUUGAUUGUAAUGCCACAGAUGCAGUAUACGACGUUUGUCAGUAAGAUGGUAUCAACUGCAACCAAGACCGAAAAGAAUGUUCAAAGUAUCUACCUAAAUAUAAAUUUAGUUAUUAUCUUAGGACUAUAGACUCUAAAAAGAUACGCCAGGGAUAUUAAGUGACUGGGCACUACGGCCAUAUCAAACACC
Molecule: messenger RNA, 1516 nt
Organism: Colletotrichum navitas
Lineage: Eukaryota; Fungi; Ascomycota; Sordariomycetes; Glomerellales; Glomerellaceae
Product: Alpha/Beta hydrolase protein
Exons: 2
Coding region: 1-1143 (380 amino acids)
Molecular function (GO): hydrolase activity
Source: RefSeq, a predicted model, not a curated record